This is a messenger RNA of Loa loa (African eye worm), 648 nucleotides long. RefSeq lists its product as hypothetical. The coding region runs from base 1 to 648 and encodes 215 amino acids. Lineage: Eukaryota; Metazoa; Nematoda; Chromadorea; Rhabditida; Onchocercidae. Gene Ontology annotation, cellular component: sodium:potassium-exchanging ATPase complex. The transcript has 5 exons. The record is from RefSeq and is a predicted model, not a curated record. Gene Ontology annotation, biological process: potassium ion transport; sodium ion transport.
AUGGCGAGAUUGUCUGCGAAAGGCGAAUCUGAGAGAGAGGCUAUGUUGAAAAAAAGAGAAAAAGACAGAGAGGUUGGAACUGAAGAAAAGUUUCGAAAGAAUGGCAGUAAUGAUGAAAGAGAAAUGCAGCAGCAAAUACCAACUUCAGAAAAGAAGGCCGAAAAGAGAGCUAAUGCAAAGAAGAAAACGCCAAGCACUGCUGUGGUCAGUGCCAACGGUGCCGCAGCUGUUGACGUAUCAGCGGAAUUAUCACACGAUUCGCACAUUGAACAUGAAAAUAAUGGACGAGAAAGAAAAAAUUUUAUGAGAUCUAUUAUGGAAUUCAUCUAUCAUGAUGGUUAUGUAUGUAAUCGUACAAUAAGCGCAUGGAUUAUUACGAUCUUAUAUUUGCUAUGCAUAUACAUUUUUCUUGCGUUACUGGUGACAGGGGGCAUAUAUAUAAUGUUAUACACCACCCGAGAUGCACCAGUGUACUAUGGCGAGACUACUUUCAUUGGUGGUGUGCCAGGCAUUGGCUUUGAACCCCGAAAGCGGAGCAUGAAAAAGAACAAAAUGUUUUCAAAUGGAAUACUAAUGAUCCCUCAUCGUAUGCUUUCUAUGAACGAAGGUUGCGGAGAAUUCUGUAUGGUAAAUCAUUGCGUUAAAUGA